Molecule: messenger RNA, 1737 nt
Organism: Uloborus diversus
Lineage: Eukaryota; Metazoa; Arthropoda; Arachnida; Araneae; Uloboridae
Gene: Gycbeta100B
Product: guanylate cyclase soluble subunit beta-1-like
Exons: 8
Coding region: 1-1737 (578 amino acids)
Biological process (GO): response to oxygen levels; cGMP biosynthetic process
Cellular component (GO): guanylate cyclase complex, soluble
Molecular function (GO): guanylate cyclase activity; heme binding
Source: RefSeq, a predicted model, not a curated record
AUGUGUAUUUACAGAGAAGAAGCGGCGAUUACAAUGGAGGGCCAAUUCUUAGUUCGUCUUAUCUAUGAAGAUGAAAUUACUUACCACAUUGUUUUUGCUGCUGAAAAAUGUCUUGGUAUACAAGCGGCGGACAUUUUAGAGCUCUUUGGACGCAUGUUUUUUGACUUUUGCCAAGAAUCGGGAUAUGACAGCAUUUUGCAAGUACUUGGAGCAACGCCGAGAGAUUUCCUUCAAAAUCUCGAUGCUUUACACGAUCAUCUGGCAACUAUAUAUCCCGGUAUGCGAGCGCCUUCCUUCAGAUGCACAGAAAGGCCUGAAGAUGGAACUUUGAUACUUCAUUAUUAUUCGGAGAGAGCUGGACUAGAGCCUAUUGUCAUUGGUAUAGUAAAGGCAGUUGCUUCAAAGCUACACAAAACAGAAGUAGAAGUGGAAGUGGUUCAAAAUAAAAGUAGCACAUGUGACCAUGUACAGUUUGCUAUCACAGAUCGUAACGCCGCAAAAAGACAAACAGAGCAGGAAACGGAAGAAUUUGAGACGCUGUCGAUAGAAAAUAAAAUCAGUCCUGCCACCUUCUGCAGAGCUUUCCCUUUCCACAUCAUGUUUAACAGAAAUCAUAUGGUGCAGCAGGCUGGAACAUCUAUAGCCAGAGUCUUACCGAGUAUAACACUUCCUUCGUGCAAAGUGACCGAUUAUUUCUCUAUGGUUCGUCCCCAUGUCAACUUCACAUUUAAUAACAUUUUGGCUCACAUCAAUACAGUUUUUGUACUUAAAAUGUUGGAGGCAGAGAAUUCGGAACAGAGCAUGAGAUUGAAAGGUCAGAUGUUGUACAUCCCCGAUACAGAUUUGAUGCUUUUCCUCUGUUCGCCAAGUGUUUUGAAUCUGGAUGACUUGCAUAGACGGGGCCUGUAUCUGAGUGACAUUCCGUUGCAUGACGCAACAAGAGAUCUCGUUUUGCUUUCAGAACACUUCGUUGCGGAGUAUAAAUUGACGAAGAAUCUCGAGAUAUUGACAGAUAAACUGCAAAAUACCUACCGAGAACUUGAAGAUGAAAAAAGUAAAACUGACAAGUUGUUGUAUUCCAUUUUGCCACCGUCUGUGGCAAAUGAAUUAAGGCAUCAAAGACCAGUUCCAGCAAAGAAAUACGAGAGUGUGACGAUUCUUUUCAGCGGCAUUGUGGGGUUCAGCCAGUAUUGCGCAAAAAACUCUGAUUCAGUCGGAGCGAAAAAGAUUGUUACUCUUUUAAACAAUAUUUACACAACUUUUGACGUACUUAGUGACCCAAAAAUCAAUCCAAAUGUUUAUAAGGUUGAAACUGUUGGAGACAAGUAUAUGGCUGUAAGUGGACUGCCUGAACCAUGUGAAAGUCAUGCUAAGUGUAUUGCUCGUCUUGCUUUAGAUAUUAUGGAUUUAUCGAAAGAAGUAUUCACCGAGGACGGAGAUCCAGUGAAAGUUACCAUUGGAAUUCAUAGUGGAGAAGCUGUUACCGGAGUUAUAGGAAAGCGUAUGCCUCGGUAUUGUCUCUUUGGCAAUACUGUUAAUCUAACAAGUAGAACAGAAACUACGGGAGAGCCAGGGAAAAUUAAUGUAUCUGAUGAUGCUUACAGGUGUUUGCAAGAACCACAAAAUUUUGAUCCACAGUUUCAUUUUGAAUAUCGUGGCCCAGUGCAAAUGAAAGGAAAGAAAGAACCUAUGAAAGUAUGGUUCUUGUCAAGAAACGAAAACGUGAAUGCAUCUUAA